AUGGCUGGAGCCUCUUGGACUACAUAUGGAAAUCAAAUAUAUGGAUGUUUGAGCAACGAGAAGAAAAAGCCAGAAUUUCUGACACCCAACAGCAGUUCGGUCCUGUCACCCAUGUCCCGCGGGGUGGCGGAUGCACUGCGACCUCUGUGCAGACCACAAUGCCCACCAUCCCCUGAGCCGCCUGUGCUGGACGUGAAGCCACCCUUCCUGUGCCAGGAGUCGCUGAGUGGCCAGGCCUUGGGCCGGCCUUUGGUCGCCUGCGUGGGCCUCAAUGUACCUGCUUCUGUUCGUUAUUCCCACACGGAUGUCAAAGUGCCUGAUUUCUAUCGUUGCUCCGAAGUGUUAGAUAGCACAAAGUCUUCAAAAGAGGGCAGCCAGACUAGAAAAGGAUUCUCCUAUUUGGUGACUGCUGCAGCUACUGUGGGUGUUGCAUAUGCCGCCAAGAAUGUUCUCUCCCAGUUUGUUUCCAGCAUGAGUGCUUCUGCUGAUGGAUUGGCCAUGUCGAAAAUUGAAAUCAAGUUAUCUGAUAUUCCAGAAGCCAAGGACGUAGCUUUCAACUGGAGAGGCAAACCCCUCUUUGUGCGCCACAGAACCAAGAAGGAGAUUGACCAGGAAGCUGCUAUUGAAGUGUCCCAAUGGCGGGACCCACAGCAGGAUUUGGAUCCAGUGAAGAAACCUGAAUGGGUUAUCCGGAUAGGCAUUUGUACUCAUCUUGGUUGUGUACCCAUUGCAAAUGCAGGAGAUUUUGGUGGUCAUUACUGCCCUUGCCAUGGGUCACACUAUGAUGCAUCAGGCAGGAUCAGGAAGGGGCCUGUGCCUCUCAGCCUUGAAGUUCUCUCCUAUGAGUUCACCAGUGAUGCUAUAGUGAUUGUUGGUUAGAGACUUUGAACUAAA
Ictidomys tridecemlineatus (thirteen-lined ground squirrel) is the source of this 894-nucleotide messenger RNA. Lineage: Eukaryota; Metazoa; Chordata; Mammalia; Rodentia; Sciuridae. The record is from RefSeq and is a predicted model, not a curated record.